AUGCAGUAUGAAAAACUCCUCAAGGUAGAUCCGAACACAGCAGAUGACCCCCUUUCCCUAUCAGAGGCCAUAAUACUCAGCUCAGGAUUGGGGGUCUGCAAGGCCUGCGAGCUCUUCCUUCGCAGCUACACAAUCAGGCGGCGUGCAGUGGGCGUAGUAUAUACUCAAGGAGUAUCGCAUUUCCUAGCGCCUCUCUUCCGCUUCCUUGCAGCUUCCAAUAGGGGUCAUCUUUACAUAUCUUCUUCUAAACUCAAAGCGACAACUGCUGCGGACGUCUUUGUCUUUCCAGUUGCAACCUUUGUGUCAGAGAUUGUGCGAGGAGAACUCAGUCUAUCAUCUUUUGAUGGACUCCUUGUCCUUACAGCUGGAAAACCUGCCCCGUUGUUGAAAGCUCUUGCCCCAGCCUUAAGGGAGAACCGUUGUUGGGUAAAGUAUCUAUCCGAUCAGCCUUUAAUGUUUGCGUUUGUGCAGAACCUUUAUGAAAUCCAAGUGCAUCUGGAGCAGAUAGAGGCUUUCCAUAUAACAGCAAUAAACGUCGUACACAGGUCUAUGCAGAUAGUCCUUAAGGACCUUCCUGCAUCUCCUCUGCCUGCAGGCUCUUCUGUGUUAGAUACGAUUCAUCGAAGGGCAAACUUAUUCAUGGAGGAGGUUAUUUGUGUGGAUGUCGGCUUAGAGCAUCCCACGCAUCCCCGUGUAUGGCAAGAGAUACGUCGAUGGUCUCUUUUACUUGCACGAAAGCAGCCACGGUACGAGGCAAUUGCACGUCUUCCCCAGGCCAAACUAAUUAAGCAUGCAGACCUGCUUUUCGCAGAUGAGUACAUUAGUUGGGCGCUUUGGUUUCUUUACCACAUGGAGUUGGCGCUGCCACAACACCGCACAGAGGUGCUAAAGUGUUACGGACUAUUUCUGGACCAAUUCAAGCAUCCAUUAACACGCCCUGCAGACAUCCGCAGCUACUACGAUUCUUUGCUGGCGGUCUGUGGAGCCCAAGGAGGCACAACCUUGAUAACUGCUAUGGCCACAGCCGUUGAGUCUGCAAGCGAAGAUGUUGCAGCCUCCAUAGAGGCCCACAUGUACACGGAGCAAAAGCACCUUCAUGGUCCUCCCACACGAAUUGUUGUUCUUCUGGGUACAUACUUUGGUGCCCGAGAGCUGGAAGAGUGUCUUGUACUAAGUGGGAAGGUAGAGAUGCUCUCUUCUCAAAGUGAGGAUGGAGUUCCAGGAGCUGACCUCAUUGCAUUAGAGCCAGCACCACGAAGGACUGUACCAUCUAAGGGGUCAGCACUGUCAACGGAUACUGCUACUCAGGGGUCUGACCCUAGUAAGUAUUCACAAGAAGCAAGCGCUCCAGAGCUUAAUACAAUCCACAGACGUCUUUACCUACAGACAAGCAUUGAUAAAGAGUCAACAAAGCUAAGUGAUGAUGCAUAUGUUCCUUUUACUCCAAGUAAAGGAGCCGUUAUAGAUGCGUUAACAAAGAGCAUCUCUGGAAGGAUCCAUAGCGGUGCAGAAGUGGUAAUCAUCUCAACUGUGUCAAAUCCCCUCUUCUCUACAAAGGCUAUGUCAACACCGUUCUCCCUGUAUGAUCGAUUGGAUCAGCUAGGAAUAAGCACAAUUGCGUCAAUUAUCUGCUGUGGCGCGUCGAUCCAAGCAGUUCGAGUUCUAGAGCGUCUCAACUUUAGGUACAAACAGGAGGCUCAUCAGACACCUAUACAGAUACCCCUCAUAGUAAUUGAGGGAGGUGCCCAGUCUUUUACAACGAAUUACCCUAUCCUUGUUAACAAUGUAGAAUCGGAGGCAUUAAAGGUUCUCCAUACGGCCUCAAUGCACAUGUCUGUUUCUUCGUACUAUAACACGCCCACAGAGAUAGAUUUUACGGGCAUACAAACCAAGCAACAAAGUCCUGGCAAGCUUGAGAAUCCACAGCGCCUACUGUACAUAGACAAUAGAGAAUUAAGAUCCGUUGUCCCUGUAGAGCUAUUUGUCCUGUCCAAAGGUUUAAGACUCAUUGUGAGACAACUUACUCUCGGGGACUACAUCCUGUCAUCCAUGACCGCAGUUGAACGCAAAAGCGAGCAAGAUCUCAUUUCCUCUCUCCGGAACAAUCGCCUUGAGGACCAGCUAGAGAGACUAAAUGCACAGUUCCCCACGUUCUUCCUGAUGUGCUCUAUACCAUCAGAAAGGUCUCACGACAUGAUACAAAUCGAUACACAGAGCAAUCAGUCAACCACAAUUGCUGCUUCUAAGCCUCUAGGUCUCACUGCAAGACUGUUUAAACUCUUAAGAACCUACAAAUCAAUGCGCGUGUUGUGGUCGACUGAUACCACGUUUGCACCGCUGCUCAUGAGGUUGAAGAUGACGUGUAUGGAUCGCGGAGAACCAGAGCUAGAGCCUACCGAUGCAGAAAAUAUGGUUUCUGUCUCUGAUGAGUUCAUUAGGAAGAGAAUAGUCAGAGCAAUCCCAGAUCUUUCUGAAGCAGACUACGCAGCAUUGAUCCAGAAGUAUUCGGGGAUAUAUAGCAUUCUAAUGGAGAAUGAGGAGACUCUGGCCAGAGAAACAAGCCAGUAUGUCAGGCACAAGGUAGCCUCCAUAGCUACUGAGCCCCUAAUUAAUCUGCUAAAGGCAUUAAAUUCUCUGGAAGCAUAG
Giardia duodenalis is the source of this 2646-nucleotide messenger RNA. RefSeq names its product ERCC4 domain-containing protein. The transcript has a single exon. NCBI's taxonomy places the organism in Eukaryota, Fornicata, Diplomonadida, Hexamitidae. Gene Ontology annotation, biological process: resolution of meiotic recombination intermediates; double-strand break repair via homologous recombination; nucleotide-excision repair involved in interstrand cross-link repair. Gene Ontology annotation, molecular function: single-stranded DNA binding; single-stranded DNA endonuclease activity; damaged DNA binding. The record is from RefSeq and is a predicted model, not a curated record. Gene Ontology annotation, cellular component: nucleotide-excision repair factor 1 complex. The coding region runs from base 1 to 2646 and encodes 881 amino acids.